Messenger RNA from Cinclus cinclus, 4290 nucleotides. RefSeq names its product SWI/SNF related, matrix associated, actin dependent regulator of chromatin, subfamily e, member 1 (gene SMARCE1). Gene Ontology annotation, cellular component: SWI/SNF complex. The transcript is spliced from 9 exons. The record is from RefSeq and is a predicted model, not a curated record. Gene Ontology annotation, molecular function: nucleosomal DNA binding; nuclear receptor binding. NCBI's taxonomy places the organism in Eukaryota, Metazoa, Chordata, Aves, Passeriformes, Cinclidae. Gene Ontology annotation, biological process: negative regulation of DNA-templated transcription. Bases 1658 to 2842 code for a protein of 394 amino acids.
GCCAUCCUAUGCCCCACCUCCCACCCCAGCUCCUGCAACCCCAGUUCCAGGUGCUGCAGUCAACAAAAUCCAAGUAAUUCUCAAAACUGCAGUACUGUACCCGAAAUAAAAAUUCUCCAUGUGAUGCAAGGUAGCUCCUGGUAACAUUUAAAUCCUGUCUUGCAGAAAUAAAGAAUUAAGCAGACGGAGAUUACAAUUGUCACCUGGUUUUAUUGAAGAGAUGUAGUUCAACAUACUCAAAACUUGUUGUUAUGGUAAUACAAAAAAGAAAAAAAAAAAAAACAAACCAAAAAACCUGUUGUAAAACAGUGCCUUAUGAAGCAGUGAAUGUGUGUGUUAUGAGCCCAGGUAUACAGAGGAACACAUCAGACUGAGUUAAAAAGCUUGGCAAUAAAAUCUCUAUUGAAGACUGACUGUUAAAGGAUAAUUUUCCUCUGCACUUGUAUGUUUAGAAAGAAACUCCUGCAGUGUGUCUGCAUUGACCUGAAACCUUCCUAGUUACUGUAGUCAGUUCUUAGGACACUUCUGUUCAGUAUUUGUAUGUGUCAUACUUUGGUUCUUCGAGCCCUGAACCUAUUUGUCAAAUUUUUAUAACUGUAAUCUGGAACAGGCCCAGUCAGCAAAUCCCUGUCUAAGACUUCUAGGAACAAUUAUGCUGCAGAGUGGGGCACUGUGGGAAUGACAUUUAAAUGUCCAGAAACACUACAUGCUCUUGUGAAUCCUAAUGGAAUCAUAGAACCACCACAGUCAGGACUUAAAUUAUCAUUAAAUAGCUGAUCUGUUUUCUGACAAAAUCUGAUUGGGAAAGGGGGGAUAAUGGAAAGGAAUUUUUUUUUUUUGAGGAGGGAAUACAGGGAACCUGGUGUCCAUUGCUAAGUGAGAAGGGAAUGUAAAGGAACAAAUUUUUUUUUUUGCUGUGUGACUGAGGUGAGAGCAAAUCAAUCCACUUCCAUGAAUGAAUGAAGAUGUAUUGAUUAACUUCUGAAUUGUCUUGGAUUUGGUGAUGUGCUCAGACCAGUUUAAGGUUUUUAACUUACAGGUCGUACUGCAGAUGUGGAGUUCCUCAGCUCUGUCAGUCUACAGCCUGCCUUAUAAACAGUGGGAUGUCUCUGGGAAUUGUCUUCAGCCAUUGGCAGUGGAGCACAAAUGGUGCUUUGAGAGAUUUCCUCCCCUGCCCUGUUUGUUGGGAAGGCAGAAUUCUGGGACGAAAAGCAGGCAGGAAUUUUCAUUGGUGUAAUAAAUGUGUGUACUGGGAAUUUCUGCCCCAUCACUGGGUGCUGUGUUGCCCUGUAACUUUCACCCCUGGGAGACAAGAAUCUUCUGUAUUCCUUGGUGGCUUAUGUUGGAAAACUUUAUUAGCCAUGAACUGAAUUUACAGAAUACUUGUUUCAAUGAGUUGCACAGUUAAUAGAAAUAAAAUCACCAAUUUCAGACAGAAAUUUGUAGUGACACAUUUGCUGUCAAGUCCUGAUUCCUUACUAGGUUUAUACUGGAGUAAGUUGUGUGUGUUGAGAAGACACCAACUGCUACACCUCAUUGCUUGUUUGAAUUCUGGUUGCUUUUGCAUGCCAUAUUGCAGUUCAUUUUCAUUUCUGUGUUUUCCUCGUUUGAGCUCAUUUCUCAUUCGUGUUUUUGUCUCAUUUGUUUCCAUCAGCAAAUGCCCAGCACCCCAGGGUUUGUGGGAUACAAUCCAUACAGCCAUCUGGCCUACAACAACUACAGGCUGGGAGGGAACCCGGGCACCAACAGCCGGGUCACGGCUUCCUCUGGUAUUACCAUUCCAAAGCCCCCCAAACCCCCAGACAAGCCCCUGAUGCCCUACAUGAGGUACAGCCGGAAGGUCUGGGACCAAGUGAAGGCGUCCAAUCCUGAUUUGAAGUUAUGGGAAAUUGGCAAGAUUAUUGGAGGAAUGUGGCGAGAUCUCACUGAUGAAGAGAAGCAAGAGUAUUUGAAUGAAUAUGAAGCUGAAAAGAUCGAGUACAACGAGUCCAUGAAGGCCUACCACAACUCCCCUGCCUACCUGGCCUACAUCAACGCCAAGAGCCGCGCCGAGGCGGCGCUGGAAGAGGAGAGCCGGCAGCGGCAGUCGCGCAUGGAGAAGGGGGAGCCCUACAUGAGCAUCCAGCCCGCAGAGGAUCCUGAUGAUUACGACGAUGGCUUCUCCAUGAAGCACACGGCCACGGCUCGGUUCCAGAGGAACCACCGGCUCAUCAGCGAGAUCCUGAGCGAGAGCGUGGUGCCUGACGUCCGCUCUGUGGUCACCACAGCCAGAAUGCAAGUCCUGAAACGCCAGGUUCAGUCUCUAAUGGUUCACCAGCGUAAGCUCGAAGCUGAGCUGCUGCAAAUUGAGGAGCGUCACCAGGAAAAGAAGAGGAAGUUUUUGGAAAGCACAGAAUCUUUCAACAACGAGCUUAAAAGGUUAUGCAGUUUGAAGGUGGAAGUGGAUAUGGAAAAAAUUGCAGCUGAAAUUGCUCAAGCUGAGGAACAGGCUCGCAAGAGACAGGAGGAAAGGGAAAAGGAAGCAGCUGAGCAAGCUGAGCGUAGUCAGAACAGCCUGGCAGCCGAGGAGGAGCAGGCAGCCAGCAAGGGGGAGGAGAAGAAGGAAGAGGAGAGCACUCCAAUGGAGACAGAGGAGCCUCACCCAGAAGAGAGCACAGAGAACCAGCAGAACGGUGAAGAAGGAACCUCCACCCCAGAGGACAAGGAGAGUGGGCAGGAAGGGGUGGACAGCACAGCUGAGGAGGGAACCAGCGACAGCAACACAGGCUCAGAGAGCAACAGCGCGACCGUGGAGGAGCCGCCCGCAGACCCCAGUGCUGAGGAGGGCGAGAAGAAAGAAUAAUCACUGACUCAGUUCCUGUGUCUCUGUAAUGAAGUACUGUUUGAUUUCAGAACGUGCUCUGCGGCUGUUGUACCUUCCCUGCCUCUGUCACUUGUCUCUAAAGGAUACCGGGGCUUAAUGACACGUCAGGUUAUCAACGUAGCAAUGUGAAGGGGCCUGUAGGGGCACAGGGUGUCCUGCAGCAGGCAGAAAAGGAGCCUCAUGAGUCUAAACACAGCUAUUGCCAUGUGGAGAGGUUGUUUAUAUCACUUGUAAUCCUUCCCUAGAAAGACACCACUGGUUUUGGUUUCUAUAUGAGAAAUCAGGCCUUCCCCCUUUCUUCUGAUGCCAUAGACCCAGUGGCACAUUUCCCCAGAGGCCCUUCCUGCCCCUUUGUGGCAGCAGUGAGGUGCAGGUGUCUCACCUGUGCAGCAGUCCUGGCCUGACUGCACGAGGGACCUGCUCCUGGCAGUGGCACUGGCUUUCCUGGAGAGGCUGCAAUGUGGCUGAAGCAUUCAGACCUGUUCUUACUGUGGAGCAAAGACCUGAUGCCUGCCCAGGGUGUCCCCUGGAGCCUCUCCUUACCUAACAACCCCAGAAGUCCCCUAUAUCCCACAACUACUGCGCUGCAUGUCAACAAGGGCAAUUUCUGCUGCAGCUGCCCCAGUCUGUGCUUUUAAAGAAAGCUCUCAGUCCUCAGGAGCAGCUCCAGAGUGAAGCUGAAAGUCUGGGGUUUAGGGGUUUUUUGGUGUAACUUGUUUUUCUAGAGUAGCUGCUCUGCAGUGGUGGAAACUUGCUCAUGGUUUGUGUGUGGCAUGUCAGGAGAUCCAGUUCCAAAGGGCUCAGUGUAGUUUUGCCCGAAAUGACACAUCAUGAGGGAUUUUUUUUUUUCUGUGGUGCAGAAUUCUUUAUAACAAGCUUUGGCUUUUCUUUUCCAAUUAACUCCUUUAUUUGCUACCAAGAGCCCCUGGUGUGGCCUCAGCCAGAGACCUGGCACAAAGCAGAGCAGGAGAGUGUUUAGACACGCACAUGUUCUCUGAGCAGACAGUCACUGAUAUGGCACAAAUGGUAAAAAAAUAGUAGUUUUGCUUGUCAUGAGCUUUCAGAACCUCUGGAGACUCUACAAAUGUACUGAAAAGGCCAUGAUUUGCCCUAUAUAAGCAAAAGCCCACAAAUAAAUACACUGAAUUGCAGCAACAGCCAUGGGCCACUUCUUGACUUUACAACUGAGGGAACACAUAAUGUUUCAAUGAACCAAUGUGUAUUUGCAGAGCAGUGGGUCUGUCAGAUGAUGUUUUUUAAAUCUUUUUUUUUUAAUGGUCUAAAAAUAAUAAAAUUCAACAUGUUUGGUUUUUUUUAAACUCACAGUGGUCUGUUCUUGUGUUUUAAGGUAGUGCCAGUGUUUGGUUCACAGCUUUCAUCAGCUGUUCUCCAUCUCAAGCCAGAGGAAAAUGAGCACACAGGAUUUU